This is a messenger RNA of Haplochromis burtoni (Burton's mouthbrooder), 1010 nucleotides long. Its product is annotated as RING finger protein 212B. Gene Ontology annotation, cellular component: synaptonemal complex. Gene Ontology annotation, molecular function: SUMO transferase activity. The record is from RefSeq and is a predicted model, not a curated record. NCBI's taxonomy places the organism in Eukaryota, Metazoa, Chordata, Actinopteri, Cichliformes, Cichlidae. The transcript has 13 exons. Gene Ontology annotation, biological process: reciprocal meiotic recombination; homologous chromosome pairing at meiosis; protein sumoylation. Bases 89 to 829 code for a protein of 246 amino acids.
ACACAGACCGGGUUCCCGAGGCGGGGACUGCUGAGCUAACUGCUCCUGUGUCAAAGCAGCGGCUCCGUGUAGCAGGAAACACACAAAAAUGGUCUGGUUCCACUGUAACCAGUGCUUCAAAAGAAGAGGAUCCACGUUUGCCGCGUCCAGCUGUGGCCACAUUUUCUGUGAAGCAUGCGUUAAAUCAAAUCCGUGCACUGUAUGUGGGGCCAGCUGCAGCUAUCUGGCUAUCAAUGAGAUGAAGCCGCAGGAAAAAAUGUUUUUCAACGACCCAGUGAAGCUCAUCCAAUCACGGCUAGAGCACAUGUGUCAGAUUGUCAUCUUUCAGCAGAUGCAGAUGGAGAGAGUCAUGGCACAAUUCAAGCACAAGUCUGCUGAAUUGGAAAGACGCCUUAAAGAAGUCACCGAGCAGAGUUACAGGCAACUCUCAGACCUGCAAAGAGAGAAUGCUGACUUAAAAAAGCAGCUUUUAGAGGUGAAGAAAGAAACUAUGGAAUUGAAAAAGCCACUUUCACAAUGGAGGCUCUCUCCAGGACAAUUUCAAACUGAAGGAACUCAGAGGAUGUCCCUCCCUGUGGCUGUCACCUCCCCAGUUACGCAUCGUUCAAGAACCAUGAGUCAUAUAGGCUCAGCAGAGUCCCAGAGGUGGAACAUGCACAGAGGUCCUAGUCUCUCCCUCAAUACUCCUGGAUCAGCUGCUUCAGUUUCCAGCCAUAGUUCUCUUCAUGAAUACAGAACACCUACAUCAUUAAGCACACCUACCAGAACCCAGACUCCUGGUCUUUUACAGUUCAUAAGUGGAUUAUCAGUUCAGUCACCUAGGCACUGAUUAAAUGUCUAUUUACACCCCUGGAUGCGUUCAUUAGUUGAGAUUUGUGCAUUAGGACUAUGAAAUUGUUGUGUGGUUUUGCCCUGAUAACAAAAAGGUGUGUAUAAAUUGUUUUACUUUUAAUGGAAGUUGAUAUUACUAUGUUGUUCUGUUAAGAAAUUAAACUGACAACUUAGUUGGA